Coregonus clupeaformis (lake whitefish) is the source of this 986-nucleotide messenger RNA. RefSeq names its product protein diaphanous homolog 3-like. The transcript has 9 exons. The record is from RefSeq and is a predicted model, not a curated record. The annotation marks the transcript as partial. Gene Ontology annotation, biological process: actin filament polymerization. Gene Ontology annotation, molecular function: microtubule binding; actin binding. Gene Ontology annotation, cellular component: cytoplasm; actin filament. Lineage: Eukaryota; Metazoa; Chordata; Actinopteri; Salmoniformes; Salmonidae.
ACUGUGAAGAGAAUGAGCCUGCCGAAGUGCCACCUGUCCAGGAUGAACAGGGUCUGGAAGCAAAGAGAUCCAUCAAGAAGAGAAUCAAACAGCUCAAGGUGCUGGACCCAAAGAUCGCUCAGAACCUCUCUAUCUUCCUGGGGUCCUUCAGGAUACCUUACCAGGAGAUCAGACGGGCCAUCCUAGAGGUCGACGAGGAACAGCUCACCGAACCCAUGAUCCAGAAUUUGGUAAAACACCUUCCUGAGCAGGAGCAGCUGAAUGCGUUAAUGAAGUAUCAGAAUGACUACAACAGUCUAUCUGAGCCGGAGCAGUUUGGAGUGGUGAUGAGCAGUGUGAAGCGUCUGCGGCCCCGUCUUAACUCCAUCCUGUUUAAGCUGCAGUUUGAUGAACAGGUCAACAACCUCCGUCCAGACAUCAUGGCUGUCAACGCAGCCUGUGAAGAGGUGAGGAAGAGCAAGGGGUUCAGCCGUCUGCUGGAGCUGGUUCUGCUGAUGGGGAACUACAUGAACGCUGGCUCCCGCAACGCGCAGAGCUACGGCUUUGACCUCAGCUCCCUCUGCAAGCUGAAGGACACGAAGUCAGCUGACCAGAAGUCAACGUUGCUCCACUUCCUGGCUGCAGUGUGUGAGGAGGAGUUCCCAGAGGUCACCAAGUUCUCAGACGACCUACAGCAUGUAGACAGAGCCAGCAGAGUGUCAGCGGAGGCCCUGGAGAAGAACCUAGUUCAGAUGGAGAGACAGCUAGUCCAGCUAGAGAGAGACCUGGUCACCUUCUCCUCUCCUGACGACACUGAAGACCUCUUCACUACCAAGAUGGCUAGCUUUGCCAUGUCAGCCAGAGAGCAGUACCAGAAGCUGAAGAUCAUGCAUGGCAACAUGGGGACCCUCUAUCAGAACAUGGUGGACUACUUUGCCAUUGACUCCAAGAAGACCUCCGUAGAGGAAUUGUUCACUGACCUCAGCAACUUCAGAACCAUGUUCCUG